AUGGACGACGACGCUGCUCCGUCCCCGGCACGGGGACCGGGGCGCCGGGUUGGACCGCGUUCACUGCUGGUGCCUUGGGCGCCUCGCUCGGAGCUGAAAUUUUUGCACCCGAGCGCCUGCAUAAGCCAUGGCGCCACCACGACCACGCCCAAGCAGGCGCGUGCAGUAGCAGGUUCCGAUGUACGGGCCUCGUCGGCCACCACUAGCGCUCGUGUCCAAGGCAAGCUGCUCCUGCAGAGCUCCGUGGACUCGCCCGACGGCCGGCUCAGGCUGUCCGUCCAGCUCGUCAGCGCCACCGUCGCCGGGAGUGAUGGGCGUGGCAUGAGAGGGGAGGCGGCGGCGCUGGACGCCGUCAUAGCGAGCGGAGAGACAGAGCUCGACGUGGAGCUGCCGUGGGACGACGAAGCCCUGGGCGCGCCCGGCGCGGUGCUCGUGACAAACCACUCCGACCUCCCCGUGUACCUGAAGCUGCUGAGCCUGACCUCGCCGGCCGUCCACUUCGUCUGCGACGGAUGGGUCUAUCCCGUCGGGAAGCACCCGUACCGCCUCUUCUUCACCAACGACGCGUACGUGAAGGAAAACACACCGGCGGCGUUGCUCAAGGACAGAGAAGACGAGCUCCGUCAGCUCCGGGGAGAGGGCGUGCCGGCCGACGAGCCGCUCCAGAAAUGGGACCGCGUCUACGACUACGCGCUCUACAACGACCUGGGGAACCCUGACCUACGAAAGGACCUGGCACGCCCGGUGCUGGGAGGGUCGGAAGAGUACCCGUACCCUCGCCGUACCAGGACCAGCCGACCUCCGACCAAGACAGAUCCUGAGAGCGAGGCUAGAGUGCCAGUGGAGCAAGAGGUGUACAUCCCCUGCGACGAGCGGGUCGGCCCCGCGGUCUCAGCGCCCAGCCUUCCAAAACUCGGCGGCCAUUUCAAGUCCUUGGCCGACAUUUACAGCCUCUUUGGACUUGGCCGGCCAACGCUUCUUUACGUAGCCAUCCAGAUUCUCAUCGACGGCACCGUCAAGCCCGUGCUCUCCCUCCCACAGGUCAUCUCAGCGAAUCCAAAGAAAUGGCGGACAGAUGAAGAAUUCGCUAGGGAAAUGCUCGCAGGGACAAGUCCCGUGGCCAUCAAGCGUGUCACGGAGUUCCCACUCACCAGCAAGCUUGAACGGGCUGUGUAUGGUGACCAAAACAGCAGGAUAACCAAAGAGCACGUUGAGAAGAACAUGGGUGGUAGCAUGGCUGUGCCGCAGGCCAUACAAGAGGGCAAGCUCUACUUUGUGGAUCAUCACGACUGGGUAAUGCCGUACCUGAAGCGCAUCAACGAGCUGCCAGGCGCCGAGGAGAUGGGCGAGAUCUCCCAGAGGAAGGUGUAUGCUGCUAGGACGCUCUUGCUCUUGCAAGACGACUCGACACUCAAGCCGCUGGCGAUCGAGCUCAGCUCGCCGGACCCGGAGGACGAGCGGCACGGCGCCAUCAGCACGGUGUACACUCCGCCGGUGGACAGGGCCGGCGACGAUACCUUCACGGCGUGGGAACUCGCCAAGGCCCACGCGGCCGCCAACGACGCCUGCAAGAACAACUUCGUCCAUCACUGGCUGAACGCGCACGCGACGAUGGAGCCGGUGGUGAUCGCGGCGAACCGGCAGCUCAGCGUGCUACACCCGAUCCACAAGCUACUGAAGCCGCACUUCCGGAAGACCCUGGAGAUCAAUGCCACGGCGCGGCAGAUCAUCUUCGGCGCAGGCGACCGGCGAAAGGGUGGUGGCAUAUAUCGCGGCAUCCACGAGGUUGCCUUCUUCCCCAGCAAGUACGGCAUGGAGAUGUCCUCCAAGGCGUACAGGACAUGGAACUUCACCGACCUUGCUCUCCCCAACGAACUCAUUAAGAGAGGUGUGGCGAGAGGCGAUCCCAAGAAGCCCGAAGAGCUGGAGCUGCUGAUAAAGGACUACCCGUACGCGGUGGACGGGCUGGAGAUCUGGACCGCCAUCAAGGAGUGGGUCACCGACUACUGCGUGAUAUACUACGGCGACGGCGACGGCGCCGUCGCGGGCGACAGCGAGCUGCGGGCGUGGUGGAGCGAGGUGCGAAACGUGGGCCACGGCGACCUGAGCGACGCGCCGUGGUGGCCGGCGAUGGACUGCGUCGACGACCUCGUGGAGACCUGCGCCACCAUCAUCUGGCUCGGCUCCGCCUACCACUCGGCCGUCAGCUUCGGGCAGUACGCCUACAACGGUUUCGUCCCCAACCGCCCCACCAUCACCUCCGGGGAGGUGCCGUCCGACGCAGGUGCGGUGGUGACCGAGGCGGAGUUCCUCGGCCACAUCACCCCGAGGAACGAGGCGUUCGGCCUCAUGGCGCUCACCAUGAGCCCGCCGGUGAAGCCGGGAGAGCCGCUCAUGGGAGAGCGGCCGGACACGGAGCGGUGGACCAGCGAGCAGCGGGCGGCCAAGGCGCUGCUCGAGUUCAACGCCAAGCUGGACGCGGUCGCGGAGGCCAUCAAGAAGAGGAACGCCGACGGCGCGCUAAGGAACCGGAAUGGGCCCGUGGAGGUGCCCUACACGCUGCUCGCGCCGAGGGCCGACCCUGCGGCACCGCACGUCGGCGGGAUCCCCAACAGCAUCGCCGUUUGAGCACCACGUACGGUGCG
Messenger RNA from Aegilops tauschii subsp. strangulata, 2645 nucleotides. RefSeq names its product linoleate 9S-lipoxygenase-like. The record is from RefSeq and is a predicted model, not a curated record. Lineage: Eukaryota; Viridiplantae; Streptophyta; Magnoliopsida; Poales; Poaceae. Gene Ontology annotation, biological process: lipid oxidation. Gene Ontology annotation, molecular function: oxidoreductase activity, acting on single donors with incorporation of molecular oxygen, incorporation of two atoms of oxygen; protein binding; metal ion binding.